This is a messenger RNA of Gorilla gorilla gorilla (western lowland gorilla), 980 nucleotides long. RefSeq names its product spindlin-2-like. The transcript is spliced from 2 exons. NCBI's taxonomy places the organism in Eukaryota, Metazoa, Chordata, Mammalia, Primates, Hominidae. Gene Ontology annotation, biological process: gamete generation. Bases 55 to 831 code for a protein of 258 amino acids. The record is from RefSeq and is a predicted model, not a curated record.
UCCGAUUUGGGCACGUGAGGCCCGCGAUCCCCGGCGGUGGACGCCAGGCAGGGCAUGAAGACCCCCAACGCACAGGAAGCCGAAGGGCAACAAACCAGGGCAGCUGCAGGACGGGCCACUGGGUCUGCAAACAUGACAAAGAAAAAAGUCUCCCAAAAGAAGCAGAGAGGCAGACCUUCAUCCCAGCCCCGCAGGAACAUCGUGGGCUGCAGAAUUUCUCAUGGAUGGAAGGAAGGAGAUGAGCCCAUCACGCAGUGGAAAGGAACCGUUCUGGAUCAGGUGCCUAUAAAUCCCUCUCUUUAUCUGGUGAAAUAUGAUGGAAUUGACUGUGUCUAUGGACUGGAACUUCACAGAGAUGAAAGGGUUUUGUCUCUUAAAAUUCUUUCUGACAGGGUGGCAUCAUCUCACAUUAGUGAUGCCAACCUUGCAAACACCAUAAUUGGCAAAGCAGUGGAACACAUGUUUGAGGGAGAGCAUGGUUCUAAGGAUGAAUGGAGGGGGAUGGUCUUAGCUCAAGCACCUAUCAUGAAAGCCUGGUUUUAUAUUACCUAUGAGAAAGAUCCUGUCUUGUACAUGUACCAGCUUCUAGAUGAUUAUAAGGAAGGUGACCUCCGCAUCAUGCCAGAACCCAGUGAGUCUCCUCCAACAGAGAGGGAGCCAGGAGGAGUUGUAGAUGGCCUAAUAGGUAAGCAUGUGGAAUAUACCAAAGAAGAUGGCUCCAAAAGGAUCGGCAUGGUCAUUCGCCAAGUGGAAGCCAAACCCUCUGUGUAUUUCAUCAGGUUUGACGAUGAUUUCCGUAUCUAUGUCUACGAUUUGGUGAAAAAGUCCUAACUGUUAGGGUAAAAUUUGGCACAUGUGUGGAAACAAAUGUAUAAUUUGUAGACAUGCAAAAAAUGUUGCCUUUCAGUGUACUGAAAGCUUAUGGAAUCCCUGAUAACUAAACAUCUUUGCCAGCAUUAACUGUUGUUUUGCUCUAAAAA